UCGGUGGAAUAUCAGACUAUAGACUUGGAAAAAACUAAGUCGAUCGAAAUAUUCAUGCAAAACCUAUCAACAGAAAGCGUAUCCCAGGCCUUUUUGUGUUUUUAUUUUGGUAAAACAAUCAGAACAAAAUUUAAUCCGGUAAUAAGAUCGCCUUAAGACAAAAACCCACUAAGAAAUAGAUGCGCAAAGACCUGAAAUAGACUGGAAACCACUCCGAACAGAAGGAAAGUCUGGGGAAGAUGAACUACCAAGAUAUGUACGGCUUACAUUUCGAAUCGAAAAACGUUGGUACGGGCAGCAACUUUGAGUUCCGGUUCGCCGAUCCGGAGUCCAUUCCGAAUGCGGUGAGGCGCCACAACGCCUUGAGGGGCGCCGAGCUGGCCCAGCUGAAGCGCCAACGGGAAACGGGCCGAUCCCAUGUGCCCAGCAUGCCGCGCUUCUGCAAGGUGCGUCGCCCCGGCCAGGAUGUGACCAGCAUGGUGACCUCCCGCGACCUGGACGUGGUCACCCAGCUGUCCCUCGACGCGGAGCUCAUUUGCCUCGAAGAGGGGGACGAUGAUGGUAGUGGUGGCAAGGCCGCGAUACCCUCUUACCCAGCGUCACCGCGCCUCUGUGGUGGUGCUGAAUCCCCCAGGAAAACGAAGAGAAAAUCCAGGCAGGGCAGGAAGAAGAGUACCGCCGGAAGAUUGCCCAGAAGUCGUCAUGUGGAGGCCGUGCACAGUGGCCACACCUUCGAGAGGCUGGAGGAGCUGCACCGGGAGGUCUGCGCGGAGCUGCAGAGCCUGGGUGGUGAGUCUUGCCCACCUAGUCCGGAGGCCACACCGCGACCACCAAGUCCAAGGAGGAGGAGCUGGGCUGGGAGGAGGCGGCAAGGGCAGCAGCAGCAGAGGAAGCCCCCCCAGGAGGCGGAAGCGGGCGAUAGCUCCCUGGCCGAUGUGGGCCAGGUGUCCUACGAGGACUACUACAAGCCGCAGCCCAUGUGGGCGGACGUCAUGCCCUCGGCGAUGAUGUCGCAGGCCAUCAAGGUGAAUGUGUGCCAGGCCCAGAACGCCACGCCCCUCUCCGCCUACCAGUUCAUGGAGCAGCACGGCAGCGUGGAGCCCGAGCCACUGACCCCCUUCUUCCUGGAGGACAGCGAUCUGGAGCACGAGUACGCGGAUCGGCAGGGCUACCUGCGCUACGUGGAGCCACGACCCGCCUACGAGCCCACUGACUCGGAAGAUCGCGACCCGGCCAGGAACAAUCCCGACCAGCCGUGCUUCGUGGAGCUGGAGAGGCGACCGCACCGGAUCAGCCUGCUCAGGAGCCUCUCGCCCAUGCGGUACACCUCGCAGAGAUCGGAGGUGGAGGACCAGGUGGUGCCCCAGGAGGCGCACAAGCCAUUGUACUCCAGGAGGGGCACAAGACAGCCGGUGGUGGUUGGGGGCCAGAAACCCAGCAAGUUCCGCAGAUCCAAUGUGGUGGCCAAGGGAAGUCAGAAAGCCUCCAAUCCAAGGACCCGACGUCCUGCACGGGUGACAGGCGGAGGCGAUGAGGUGGCUCCAAGCCCACUGAACCCACCAAAUCCACCCAAUCCCUUCAAGGAGGCAGUGGCCCCGGCCAACAAGCGUCGCAAGCCCAAACCCCUGGUGGUCUACAGCAAAUCCCUGGAGGAUCUCAAGUACGAGAAGCUGGGCAUCUACAACAAGAUCACGCUCACCCAGGAGCGGAUCAUCAGCGCGCUAGACAAGCUGCAGAACAGCCUGCUGCAGCUGCAGGUGCCCCACUGCAGUGCCCAGGAGCGCCAGAAGCGCCAGCGGAACGCCUUCGAGUUCUGCGUCCGCUUCUCGAGGAACUUCCUCUACCCGCUGAAGGGCAUGAUCGACGAUGUGCGCUUCACGUCGGUGGCCAGCUUCAACAGCGCCACCUCCAACGAGGCCUGCCAGCGGGUCGUCUGCGUCUACGGCCUGAUGCAGCAGUCCAUCCAGGCCUAUCAGCGACAGCUGCGCUACUUCCUGCUCGAGAAGGUGCCCCAGAAGCUGAGCGCCCUCAUCGAGAUGAUCUACACGAUGACCAACUGCUGCCUGGACAAGGGCAUGCUGGACCGCCACGAUCCGGUGGUGGAGUGCCUGCAGGAGCGCUGCACCCGGUUCCUCAGCUUCAUCGAGGACAUGCAGGAGGAGCGCUUCAAGUUGGCUCGCGAGGCGUUGCGGCGUCUGCACAAGCAUCAGGGCGGCCACCAUCACCAGGGCCACCAGGUGACCAGCAGCACCACCAAAAAGAGGAAGAAACUAGCGAAUCCCCCGCGGGCACCCACUCAGCCCAGGCAGGAGAAGCUGCGCUGCCACGAGCGCUACGACCUCAAGAUGUGCCUCAACGAUCUCAAGCUGUACGAGCCGCGGCUGGUGCCCAAGGAGCGCCAGCAGGCGGAGAAGCGCCAUCGGGUGCGCCGUCCGAGGAACUCUCCAAAUGUGACCACCGCAGCAACGGGAGCUGCCACGACCGGUGCAGUGGAACUGGCCUGCGACCUGGAAGCACAAUCCCUAGGCGGCGACGAUAUGCAAACCCAGAUACAGAUGGCCGGCGAUGGGAUCACCACCACCAGUUCGCUGAGCCUGCUGCCCAUUGUGGGCCACGGAGAUGGGGGCCAGGCGAUGGGGGACGCUGCCACCCAGCAGGGCAUUGACGAGGAGCAACUGCAUCGCGCCCUGCUGGACGCCCUGCACCUGGUGUCCCGCUCGCAGGUGCAACAGGUGCUCGAUCCGCUGAUGCGAUCCCUGGGCGUCAUCCUGGGCGAGAAGCUGGCCGAGGGCGGAGGGGUCCACCAAGGCCAGUAGGCUCCGCCAUCCAUGCACCCAUUCGGCACCUGGACACCGUCCCAAAUUGUUAGCCUUCCAAAUUGUUCAAUCAUUUUCCCCACUGGUCCUCAGCAACCAUAAAGCUAAAUUGUCAAGUAUUGGUAGUGCAAAUAAAGUGCUCUUUCGAACGAAUAUCUAAAAUAAAGCCCAGCAUGGGGCAACAGUAUG
This is a messenger RNA of Drosophila biarmipes, 3005 nucleotides long. RefSeq lists its product as uncharacterized. The record is from RefSeq and is a predicted model, not a curated record. The coding region runs from base 240 to 2816 and encodes 858 amino acids. The transcript is spliced from 2 exons. NCBI's taxonomy places the organism in Eukaryota, Metazoa, Arthropoda, Insecta, Diptera, Drosophilidae.